AUGCGGGCGCCGCGACACUGUGCGCGAGGGGAAUCCAGUCCAGGCCGUUGCUCCCGCGGAGACUCGGAAGUGGAGGUGGCGAGAGGGUGCGGCGGUGAGGCGGGGACGUUGGGGGGCCAGCGCAAGCGACCUGCCUCCGGCGAGCCGGCAGACGACGCGGAUCCGGCGGGUUCCCCACCUUCAGUUUGCUCGGCCGCCGGCGCCCUAGCAACACCGAGGUCGACCCGAAGGCUGUGGUCCAGUGCAAUCAGGACUGUACUUAAGAUGGACUCCACCGAGCUAUCCGAUAUUGUGUCGAAGAUGCAAGCCCGUGUGCAGGUGGCGGCUGACGCUUUGCAGAAGGUGGUCAGUGAUAACCUGAGUCCGGAGAACACCCCUGCUGCCGUGGACCUGAACAUGGCACUUCUUCAGGUCGAGACCAUUGCGGCAGACCUUGAACAACUUGGUUUCGAAGUCAAAGAUGCUAUGAACCGUGUUGGUCAGGGCGACAAUGGGAGCGUGGACGAGGCAGAGGAAGGUUCGGGAUCGUUGCACGUCGACGAUGAUGACUUGGUUCCCGUUGACUGGAGCCCUGAUGAGUUACUUUGUUUGGAGGAUAGCCUGCCCUACGAAUCCGAUCGUUCUGGGAGCAUGGAAUCUAUGGAGUACGCUGGGUUCCUUCGUGGCGACAGUGAGGACAUGAAUUGGGCCGAUGUUACGCCGCUAACCCAAGACAGCAUAUUCGGGAGCCAGAUCCCUUCGGCAGAUGUCCAGAGUGUGGAGGCUCCUGGAGAUGUCGCACCUGGGGGUGGCCGUGGAUCUAGUUACAGGGUUGAGGAGGACCUACUACUGGUGGGGGCAUGGUUGCAAGUGAGCAUGGAUCCUGUGGUGGGGAGCAACCAGAGUUUGGGUGCUUUCUGGCAGCGAGUGGAGACUUUCUACCAUGAGAACAAAACAUUCACCUCCACCCGCAAUAGGAAGUCGCUGCAGGGGAGAUGGACUUUCAUCAACGGUAUGGUGCAGAAGUUCUGCGACCACUAUGCUAGGGCUCAGCGCAAUAGGAGGAGUGGAACAACCGAGGCCGAGAUGGUUGUGGAGGCAUGCAAGAUGUUUCAAGCCGCUAAGCACAAGGAGUUCACCUUGCUGCCAUGUUGGAGGGAGUUGAGGGAUCAUCCCAAGUGGCAAGUAGAAACCUCCCGCAAAAGGCAGAAGACAUCCGCCGCGGCAAGCCCCUCAUCAACCCCCAAUGUAGCCUCGUCAGGCGGCUUGAACGGAGCAGAGGAUGUUGAUGCAACCACAUCCAAUGCCGGUGAACGUGGCAAAUGUCCUCCUGGUCGCACUCGGUCCAAGGAAGCCCGAGGUACGUCGUCGUCUAGUUCAGCUUCUGCGCCCAUGACAGACUUAUUCGAUCGGCAGUUGGCAAUGAAAGACAAGAUUGAAAAGGAAAGAGCUGAGAGGUUUGCUGAGUUGAUGGAUGUGGAGCGGCAAAGGCUACGGCUCGAGGAGGAAAGAAUGAAAAUGGAACUGGAAAAGGAGCAGCAGAGGUUAAGGCUCGAGGCGGAGUGUAUACAAAUGGAAAAGGAAAAGGAGGAAAGGCACAUAAUGAGCAUGGACCUUUCUCAAAUGGACGAGGACCAGCAGGCCUACUACAAGAGCCUCAGGCAGAGCAUCAUUGCCGCUAGGCGUGUCACCGGAGGCCCAUCUUUGUAA
Molecule: messenger RNA, 1689 nt
Organism: Phragmites australis (common reed)
Lineage: Eukaryota; Viridiplantae; Streptophyta; Magnoliopsida; Poales; Poaceae
Exons: 6
Coding region: 1-1689 (562 amino acids)
Source: RefSeq, a predicted model, not a curated record